UUAACAACGACGCCUCGUGUUCUUAAUUCGUUCCAAGUUCUUUAUCAUAUUUUCCGGUGUUUGUUUCCUCCGAACGGCGUGAUUCCACUUCGUAUCCUGUAUAUAGUCUAAAAGGUUAUGGGCCCAGGUGGAAGUUCCGAGGAAAAGUUUAUUUAACGGUCGAUUUUUCGGUGUGACGAAAAUCGCGGUUUGGCUCAUUUGCAGCGGGUGCUCUCGCGGUGCAUUAGUGUGCGUGUAUUUUGCGAAACCGGAAAAAGUUUUUAACUGCAUUGUGUCGUGAUGGAAGUAUUGAGCAAAUUCUCAAAACUGAACAACCAAAAUUGGCAGUGAUGGAAGUUCAGAAUGGAAAUGCUCUUGAUUCGCGAGGACCUUUGCCUAGUGAAAACUACGACUAACGCGAUAGAUUUUUGGAACGCGCUUCGUGAUUAUCAUGAGAAAGUAACGGUUACUUCUCGAGUGAGUCUGCUGCGGAAGUUAUGUAACCUGAACCUUCUGGAAGGUGGUGACAUGGAGGCUCAUCUGUUCGAGGUUGAGGAGUUGUUUAGUCGGCUGGAAAAUGCUGAUUUGAAGCUGGAGCAACCAAUCAAAAUUGCGAUGAUGCUUCGCAGUUUGCCCGAUUCAUACGGUGGGCUCAUUACAGCGUUAGAGAGUCGCUCUGACGAAGAUCUAACAACGGAGCUUGUCAAAUCGAAACUCCUCGACGAACAUGAGAGGCAAAGGGAAUGAGGUUGUGGUUCCACACAAGAGCAUGUGAUGAAAAGUGAUUUUAAAAACAAUUUGCCGAGGCUCUUGGACUUGUAGCUAAUAGAGAGUCUUACGUUGAGGAGGAGUGUUAGACGAUACACGAUUCACCCCUCUAUUAUUAACCGUGUGAUGUAAGCUCGCGCACUACCUACCAGUGUGACUAUAUUGCUCCAAUCAUAAUU
Toxorhynchites rutilus septentrionalis is the source of this 926-nucleotide messenger RNA. RefSeq lists its product as uncharacterized. The transcript has 2 exons. The record is from RefSeq and is a predicted model, not a curated record. Lineage: Eukaryota; Metazoa; Arthropoda; Insecta; Diptera; Culicidae. The coding region runs from base 343 to 726 and encodes 127 amino acids.